GAGCCAACACCGCGCCGAUAGCAGCGGGGCCGCAGCCGCGGCUCGCCGCCGCUAGCGCCAGUGCCUCCGCAGACAGCUUCAUUCUGCUCGCGUUGCCACGAUGAAACUAUUCCUACUCUUCGCCCUCGUGGCCAUAGUUACCGCUGAAGAGCACAAAUCAAAAUGUAAAACCAUCUCCGUUCGUGGCAAGAUUCACAAGAAAGAAGUUUUAGCUACCGGAAUCAACCGACCCUACCAGCUGUCCAUGUACAAAAAUGAACAUAAAAUCUUCUUCAGCUACAAUGUUGGGAAAAAUGAAGAAGACACCUUUGAAAUCGGCUACAUAAAAAAGGGUGAGAAUAAUGUGACUUCUAUAAAAGGUGUUCUUAAUGGGUUCGCAUCAGCCGUGGACGAGGAAAACCACCACGUCUACCUGGGCGGCAGCAAGGGCAUUUACAAAUAUCACCCGAAAGACAACGAUAGGCUUGAGAAGAUUGUUAGCGGUCAUAAUAUUUGGUAUAUGUUCUUUCACAAACAUCUUUACUUCAUUGAUUAUCCUUCACAAAAAUUGUACGUAUACAAGAAGAAAAAUGAAACAGAACCGGGCCAAAUUCAUGAACAUCAUAUAAAGGACAAAAUUUAUCAAUAUGUUAUCGACAAACAUGGUGAUCAGUUUAUGACAACCGACAGCGGUCUCUACGGGAUCAAAGAAGGCUCCAGCGAGCGCCAUCUGUACUCCGACAUCAAACUUUUCCGCGGCGCAGCAUUGGAUAACACGGGAAAUGCUUACUUUUGUAGCAACCAUUCCAUUUAUGCUACUAAUAAAACGAACCAUUCUCUAGAAGAAAUAGUACACGUACGCAACGUGUUUGGGAUAACAUUUGAUAGUCAAGAUAAUUUUGUUUAUUCUGAUCCCAAGUCCAUUGUCAAAUUACUGCCUGGGAAAUGCGACUAGGUACCUAACCAGAAUUAUCCGCCAUGUUAGAAAAACAAAUCAAUUAGCAUGUUCUGUAUUUAGAAUCAAUAUGAUUACAUUUGUAUUAACUUGCAAUAAAGUAGUAGACUGUUCACUGCGA
Messenger RNA from Leguminivora glycinivorella, 1055 nucleotides. Its product is annotated as ommochrome-binding protein-like. Lineage: Eukaryota; Metazoa; Arthropoda; Insecta; Lepidoptera; Tortricidae. The record is from RefSeq and is a predicted model, not a curated record. Gene Ontology annotation, molecular function: protein binding. The coding region runs from base 101 to 934 and encodes 277 amino acids. The transcript has a single exon.